This is a messenger RNA of Cucumis melo (muskmelon), 1266 nucleotides long. RefSeq lists its product as uncharacterized. The record is from RefSeq and is a predicted model, not a curated record. Lineage: Eukaryota; Viridiplantae; Streptophyta; Magnoliopsida; Cucurbitales; Cucurbitaceae. The transcript has 9 exons. The coding region runs from base 305 to 1060 and encodes 251 amino acids.
UUUAAAAAUUUGAGAAGAAUCUCAUGUGGAGGUAAGUCAAAAUUGACCAAAAAAAACAAAGCUUGUUUUGCAAAUUUUCCAAUUAAAUGCAACCUAAAUCGCUCCAAUUGGAUUGAUUGUGUUGGAAUUUCGGGUAUCCUAUUUUCCGAGUUUCUCACAGUCCAUCCCUUCCCUCUUCUUCCACCAUAAAACUUCUUCUCAGGAACUCCAACUGAGUUUGAUCCGAUCACUUCACAAUUCUUUAAAAGACGAUCAAUUUCGACUCUCCAAUUCAACCGGAGUCUGAAACAGGACGUUGCUAUUUAUGGGUGAGGCCAAUAAAUCCACCUCCACCGCCGAGGAGGACUUGUUGCUCAAGACUUUCUUCGCCGAGGUUAGCGAAGUUGAAAGAGAUAACGAAGUUAUCAGGAUCUUGUCCUGCUUCAAAUUGAACCCAUUUGAGUAUCUGAAGUUACCAUUUGACGCAUCUCCAGAAGAGGUGAAAAGACAAUAUCGUAAGUUAUCAUUGCUGGUUCACCCCGAUAAAUGUAAGCAUCCACAAUCGAAAGAGGCUUUUGCAGCAUUGGCAAAAGCCCAGCAGCUAUUACUUGAUGAGCAGGAAAGGGAUUAUAUUCUUAGCCAAGUCAAUGCAGCAAAAGAAGAACUUCUAGCAAAGAGGAAGAAACAUUUGAAAAGAGAUACAGCUUCUAAAAUAAAGUCAUUGGUUGAAGAGGGAAAAUAUGAGCAACAGUAUGAGAGUACAGAAGAAUUCAAGCAAGAGCUAAAAUUGAAGGUUCGAGAAAUAUUAACAGAACAAGAAUGGAGGAGGAGAAAGAUGCAGAUGAGGAUUUCUGAGGAAGAAGGCAGAUUGAAGAAAGAUGAAGAAGAAACAAAAGAAAUGUGGAAGAAAAAGCGCGAGCAUGAGGAGCAGUGGGAAGGAACAAGAGAACAAAGGGUUUCAAGCUGGAGAGAUUUUAUGAAGGGUGGAAAGAAGGCUAAGAAAGGAGAAACUCGACCUCCAAAGCUGAAGACUGAGGACCCCAACAAAUCAUACGUGCAGCGGCCAGUAAAGCGAGGUUAAUUGGAUCUAUUUCAUUUAAAAUUUGCUCUGCAGCCAAGCUCCGGUGAAUUCGAGGGAGACUGGAUGUAGGCUGACACUAGUAUGAAAUCUUAUGAUUAGCCUGUAAACUAUAUAGUUAGAAUGCAAAUUUUAUUUAUACAAUAUCAAAGCUGCAAAAAUCCUUUUAAGGUUGGUUUUGUUGUUAUAUAAAUAGAGCAUUUGAAGGA